AUGACGGAAAGAAGGCAACUGAAGGGGGAAUCAGCGGAGCCUGCAAAAAGUUCGCAGAUGUUGAAAGACUCCCGCGCAAAAUCUGAAGCGAACCUUUUGUUUUUGGAACCCCGUCUCUUUCAUCCCGGAAGGAAAACAAGAAUAAGUCGGGAUUUGCGUCAGCGCACAAAAGGAAAGCAGACCGGAAUUGACCCACUUGUGUGCCACCUUGCCCACACAUUGUUGAGACGCGCGCCGCAAUUUUUUCGGCUGUGCGUUUUCUGGAAAGGAAAAGAAAAAAGUGACAGGCCAACUUCGCGCUGGGAAAUUUGCGCAUCGGCCGCAUACAUGAGCGUCAGGGACAAAUGA
Notodromas monacha is the source of this 348-nucleotide messenger RNA. The record is from the annotation of a GenBank genome assembly. NCBI's taxonomy places the organism in Eukaryota, Metazoa, Arthropoda, Ostracoda, Podocopida, Cyprididae.